CCACUCGUGUCUCUCUCUCGAGUACUCAUCACCGGAACAAAGUUCACAGUACUUUCCACAUAGCCGUCGCAACAUCGUUGAGUUCUGCUUCAACCGGAAAUGGACGCCGACAACGGUUCGAAAAAUCCGAAGCUCGACGACGCGCCCAUGCAAAUGGAUUCCGGUGACUCUUCCAGCGCUCAAGCAAAAGAUAAACAAGAGGAGGAGCUCACAGACGCUGUGAACAAACUGAAUAUUGAAGGAUCUUCGUCUGGGAGUGGAUCACCUAGCUUCAAAAGAAAACCGGUCAUUAUCAUAGUUGUAGGAAUGGCAGGGAGUGGGAAAACAACACUCCUCCAUAGGUUGGUUUGCCAUACACAUAUGUCAAACAUUCGGGGUUAUGUGAUGAAUCUCGACCCGGCCGUCUUGACACUUCCUUAUGCUUCUAACAUCGAUAUAAGAGACACCGUUAAGUAUAAAGAAGUCAUGAAGCAGUUCAACCUUGGCCCUAAUGGCGGAAUUUUAACUUCCCUUAACUUGUUUGCUACCAAGUUUGAUGAGGUGAUUUCUGUUAUUGAGAAGCGAGCAGAUCAACUUGACUAUGUUCUUGUGGAUACUCCUGGUCAGAUUGAGAUAUUCACCUGGUCUGCUUCUGGUGCUAUCAUUACAGAAGCUUUUGCCUCCACGUUUCCCACUGUAGUCACCUAUGUUGUUGAUACACCUCGUUCAGAAAAUCCUACCACUUUCAUGAGCAACAUGCUCUAUGCUUGCAGUAUCCUAUACAAGACAAGGUUACCUCUCAUCUUGGCAUUCAACAAGGUUGAUGUAGCACAACAUCAGUUUGCCUUGGAGUGGAUGGAGGAUUUUGAGGCAUUCCAAGCAGCAGUAAGUACAGAUCACUCGUACACGUCAACUUUAACUCAGAGCCUUUCUCUUGUGUUGGAUGAAUUCUACAAGAAUUUAAGAUCAGUCGGAGUUUCAGCAGUUUCUGGUACAGGAAUUGAAGCCUUCUUUAUGGCUGUCGAAGCCAGUGCAGAGGAAUACAUGGAAAACUAUAAGGCUGAUCUUGAUAAAAGACGUGAAGAGAAGCUGCGUUUGGAGGAAGACCGCAGGAGGGAGAACAUGGAUAAAUUGAGGAAGGACAUGGAAAAAUCUGGGGGAGAAACUGUAGUCUUGAGCACUGGUUUGAAGGACAAAGAAACGAGUAAAAGCAUGAUGGUUGAAGAGGAUGACGAAAUUGAUGAUGAGGAGGAUGAUAUGGUGAUAUAUACUGAAGAGGAGGAUGAUAUAGAUGAGGACGAAGAUGAGGAGGUUGAUAGUUUCGCCUUUUGAUGUGAUUUAUCUCACAGUUGGAUUGCAUCAGAGCCAGAUCUUUGUAUAUGACCUUGACUUCGAUGAUGCUUUUUACACUAUUGCACAGAUAACUGUGCUUGAUUUUGACGCAACUUGUUUAUGAACUGAUUAUAAUUAUAAAGGACUUGUAGUAUAUCUGCUUUGCCUGA
This is a messenger RNA of Gastrolobium bilobum, 1481 nucleotides long. Its product is annotated as GPN-loop GTPase QQT2. The record is from RefSeq and is a predicted model, not a curated record. Lineage: Eukaryota; Viridiplantae; Streptophyta; Magnoliopsida; Fabales; Fabaceae. The coding region runs from base 100 to 1311 and encodes 403 amino acids. The transcript is spliced from 6 exons. Gene Ontology annotation, molecular function: GTPase activity.